Neurospora hispaniola is the source of this 273-nucleotide messenger RNA. RefSeq lists its product as uncharacterized. Lineage: Eukaryota; Fungi; Ascomycota; Sordariomycetes; Sordariales; Sordariaceae. The record is from RefSeq and is a predicted model, not a curated record. The transcript has 2 exons. Bases 1 to 273 code for a protein of 90 amino acids.
AUGUUCCUCGCAUGUUCCUUCAUCGGUGUUCUCGUGGCAAGGCAUAACGAACACCAUCCUACUCGUCCCGAAACAGUGCGGAACCACGAUGCCGAGAUUUCAGUGCUCUUCCUACGCGGACGGUCACCUCGACUGCGUAACCACCACAUCUCAAAGCACACAAUGGCUGCAAGUGCCGUCCUGUUGGAGCUGCGUAUGGGAGCCACUCCACCUACUGCAGGGUGGCAGGCUGAUGCGACGAGGACCGGGGCAGACAGGCGGCGAUUGCCAUGA